This is a messenger RNA of Recurvomyces mirabilis, 1332 nucleotides long. RefSeq lists its product as uncharacterized. Gene Ontology annotation, biological process: L-leucine biosynthetic process; L-valine biosynthetic process. The coding region runs from base 1 to 1332 and encodes 443 amino acids. Lineage: Eukaryota; Fungi; Ascomycota; Dothideomycetes; Mycosphaerellales; Teratosphaeriaceae. The record is from RefSeq and is a predicted model, not a curated record. Gene Ontology annotation, cellular component: mitochondrion. Gene Ontology annotation, molecular function: branched-chain-amino-acid:2-oxoglutarate transaminase activity. The transcript has a single exon.
AUGGCGCCGGCAAUGAUCACGCCAGAGUCGUCUGGGACUAACACUCCCACGACCAUCACAGCGACGAAACUCACACAGGCUGGUAUCCAGCACAUGCUGCCAAACAGUAAUGGCGAUCUCCCUAAUCUAGGGGCAUUGGAUGCGUCCAAGAUGGCCGUCACAAUCACAACCGCCCCACGAACUGUCCCAGAAUGGAACGGCGCAGAAGCGAAAGCACAGAAGACUUGCACCGACCACAUGGUCACUGCCCGCUGGACUGCGGAGGAAGGCUGGGACGCUCCUGAAAUGAAGCCUUAUGGGCCUCUGUCUAUCAUGCCCAGUGCGUCCGUUCUACAUUACGCCACCGAAUGUUUCGAAGGAUGCAAGCUCUACAGAGGCUACGAUGGAAAGCUACGAUUGUUCCGCAUCAGCAGGAACUGCGCACGCAUGAGGAACUCAGCAGAGAGGAUCGCUCUUCCGGACUUCGAGCCCAAGGAACUGGAGAAGAUGAUUAUCGCUCUUUGCGCACGAGAUGGGCCAAAGUGGUUGCCAAAAGACCGUGCCGGCUGCUUCUUGUAUUGCCGCCCUACUUUCAUUGGCACCGAUUCAGCUCUCGGUGUGCAGCGACCACGAGAAGCACUGCUCUACGUUAUCCUGUCAUGCUUCCCAGAUAUGUCUUCUAGCCUGGCCACCCCAGCACCACCAGCGAUGCAGGGCAAGGCGGACGGCAAGCCCAAGUCGAGUUCAGGCCUCAAGCUCAUCGCUUCUCGAGAGGACACCAUCCGAGCAUGGCCAGGCGGAUUCGGAUAUGCUAAGCUUGGCGCCAACUACGGUCCUACUCUAGUAGCACAGGGUGAAGCCAAGGCCAGGGGUUUUGAUCAGGUGCUUUGGCUGUACGAGAAGGAGAACUGGGUGACUGAGGCAGGUGCAAGCAACUUUUUCGUCGUGAUAAGGGAAAAGACGAGUGGCAGAUUGCAGCUCAUCACUGCGCCAUUGACCGAGCGUAUCAUCCUGGAAGGCGUUACGCGUGCAUCUGUGCUAGAGCUGUGCCAGAGCAGAUUGGCGCAGUCACAAGAUGGUGUCGAAGGUCUGGAGGUUGUGGAGAAGCGUUUCACUAUGGAUGACUUGCUCGAGGCUGAUAAGGAAGGACGAUUGGUGGAAGCUUUCGCGGCUGGAACAGCGUUCUUCAUUGCCCCUGUUGCUUUGAUACACUUCCGUGGCAAGGAUAUCGAAGUGCCUACCGAUGGUGGCGAGGCUGGCGUCUACACGCGCUUGGUCAAGCAGUGGCUGGUCAACAUCAUGUAUGGCAAGGAGUCGCACGAAUGGGGUGUUGUGGUGGAUGAAGAGGCGUGA